Astyanax mexicanus (Mexican tetra) is the source of this 1944-nucleotide messenger RNA. RefSeq names its product EH-domain containing 2a (gene ehd2a). Gene Ontology annotation, molecular function: GTP binding; calcium ion binding; protein binding. NCBI's taxonomy places the organism in Eukaryota, Metazoa, Chordata, Actinopteri, Characiformes, Acestrorhamphidae. The coding region runs from base 283 to 1944 and encodes 553 amino acids. The transcript has 7 exons. Gene Ontology annotation, cellular component: plasma membrane; cytoplasm. Gene Ontology annotation, biological process: endocytosis; endosomal transport. The record is from RefSeq and is a predicted model, not a curated record.
ACACCAGGACCCUCUGAAGUCUCUCAAGGCAAAUUAGGCUGCAGUCGGGCUGGACUGCAAGGCAGGUGGCUGUGUCUUCUCUGCAUGCUUUUCUACAUUUAGAAAAAUAUGAAAAGAAGAAAGUCUUAUCCAAUCUAGAGGAAAUUAAUUUAUAGUUGUGCCAUUUUGUUCCACCAAGUAUUGGAUUGAAACAAGCUGAUUGUGGUGAACCUGGAAACCCCACAAAAAAUCCAGUCUCAGACUCAAGAAUUUACACAGCUGUCCUAAGGAGUGUUUUGCUAAAUGACAUCCAAGGAAAUGAAGAACAGGGGUGUAAAAUCCCUGAAGAAGGUGCAGACAGUGACUGAGGGGUUAAAACUGCUCUACAGACAGAAGCUUCUUCCUCUGGAGAAAUAUUACAGCUUCUCUGACUUUCACUCCCCAAGCCUGGAGGAUGCAGACUUUGACAACAAACCCAUGAUCCUGGUGGUGGGUCAGUACUCAACAGGAAAGACAACCUUCAUUAGGUAUCUCCUUGAGCAAGAAUACCCAAGCGGCAGAAUUGGCCCAGAACCCACAACUGACUCUUUCACUGCUAUUAUGCAUGGAGAUGUUCCAGGGAUAAUUCCAGGCAAUGCACUUGUUGUAGACCCCAACAAACCCUUCCGCAAACUCAACCCUUUUGGAAACGCUUUCCUCAACCGGUUCCAGUGUGUGCACUUUUCAAACCAGGUCCUGGAGAGCAUCAGCAUCAUUGACACACCUGGAAUUUUAUCCAGCUCUGAGAAAAGGAUGAGCAGAGGAUAUGACUUCCCUGCGGUCCUCCGCUGGUUUGCAGAACAUGUGGACCGCAUCAUCCUCCUGUGUGACGCCCAUAAACUGGAGCUGUCUGAUGAAUUCUCACGCACCAUCACAGCCUUGAGAGGCAAUGAGGACAAGCUGAGGGUGGUGCUCAACAAAGCAGACAUGGUGGACUCCCAGCAGCUGAUGCGAGUGUAUGGAGCCCUCAUGUGGUCGCUGGGCAAAGUGUUCUGUACCCCAGAAGUCCUGAGGGUCUAUAUCGGGUCUUUUUGGUCUGCUCCACUGAGGAAGACAGAUAACCGCAGGCUGUUUGAACAGGAGGAAGAUGAUCUUUUUGCUGAUAUUCAAAACCUGCCUCGCAACUCCGCCCUCAGAAAGCUCAGUGACCUGGUAAAGAGGGCACGGCUAGUGAGGGCCCAUGCCUAUAUUGUCAGCUGUCUGAAGGAGGAGAUGCCUCUCGUCUUUCGCCGACACAACAAAAAGAGGGAUCUAAUAUACGACCUCCCAGUCAUAUUCUCCAGGAUCGAGCAGCGGCAUCAGAUCUCACCUGGAGAUUUUCCUGACUGUGCAAAAAUGCAGGAGCAACUCAUGAAUCAUGACUUCACCAAGUUUAAAGCCAUUAAACCCAAACUCAUGGCUAGUCUGGAUGAGCUCUUGACCAAUGACAUCGCCAAGCUGAUGCCUCUUCUUCGGCAGGAAGAAUUGGAAGCUGCUGACCAACCUGGAGUGCAAGGUGGGGCCUUUCUGGGUAUGGACAGAGGUCCAUUUUUUGAAGGAAACCCCUUCCAGUACUCAGGGCCUAGUGGAGAAUGUGAGAUGAUCUCUGGUGAAGGAUGGGUGGUCUCUAAAGAUAAGCCCAAGUAUGAUGAGAUCUUCUACAACCUCUCCCCUCAUGAGGGAAAGCUCAGUGGAACCAAAGUGAAGGAUUGGAUGGACAGAACCCAACUGCCCAGAUCAGUCCUGGGCAGAAUUUGGAAACUGUCGGACGUGGACUGUGACGGCAUGCUGGACGAGGAGGAGUUUGCUUUGGCCAGCCAUCUGAUCGAAGUUAAGCUGGAGGGCUUUGGGCUUCCCCCAAAGCUUCCUGCACAUCUGGUGCCUCCAUCUAAAAGAAGGCGCAAAGCCUCAAACUCAGAGAACAGGGAGGACUGUGGGGACAUAUAG